AGCCUCCUCUUUCCUCUCUCCUGUCUCCUCGACUGCACGCAUAUUGGGACGUCCUUCAACAUGGCGUGUCUCGAUGGAUUUCCGGGUCAUGUGAUCGAGCUACUAAAGUUAUUUUAUUAGCUGUAUUACAGCAGACAGACAGACAGACAUACAGACAUGUACCGCUGCAUGCUAAGAAGUGUGUGUAGCGGGGGAAGAGUGUGUCCUGCCCUUGUGCCUCCUCCCACCCAGUCACCAUCAUGGAUGCUGAGAAACACGACAGAGGAGAGACAUCACAGGCUGGCUGAGCAGUGUUCAGUCCGCUGUAUGAGCUCUGCAGCUAGGAGGCCGAGAGCUCUGCACAGCGCCUUCCCGGUGCUGGAGCAGCCCCUCCAGUCGAUCCACCAACAUGUGUAUGAAGCUAACCUCCGAAACAGCAACGCCUGCCACAAAAGGUACAUAGAGUUGCUUGAAAAGGCAAGGAAAGGUGGAGGGGAAAAAGCCAUCGCCAGACAUACUCAGAGAAACAGAAAGCUGCUGGUCAGGGAUCGGCUGCGCCUCCUGCUGGAUGAUGAGGACUUCCUGGAGCUGUCACCAUUAGCUGGUCUGGGUCUGCCCUAUGGAGACAUCUCUUCAGCCGGCUGCCUGACUGGCAUUGGCAGGAUCAAUGACCUCUGGUGUGUGUUUAUUGCCAUGGAUGCCACAGUAAAAGGCGGCACAGCCUAUCCAAUCACUGUAAAGAAACAGCUACGAGCACAGGAAAUAGCACUUCAGAACCGCCUGCCUUGUGUUUACCUGGUCGACUCUGGAGGAGCUUUUCUACCACUGCAGUCAGAGAUUUUUCCUGAUAAGAACCAGGGAGGGAGGACGUUCUAUAACGAAGCCAUCAUGUCCGCUAUGAAGAUCCCGCAGGUGUCAGUGGUGUGCGGCUCAUGCACGGCGGGUGGAGCUUACAUCCCCACUAUGGCAGAAGAGACGGUGAUAGUGCACCGGAUAGGAACCAUUUUCCUGGCCGGGCCGCCUCUUGUCAAGGCCGCCACAGGAGAGGAAGUCACACCAGAAGACCUGGGAGGAGCCAGGCUUCACGCUGAGGUGAGUGGCUGUGUGGACCAUUUUGCCUUUGAUGAAAAGGAGGCAUACGAUUGCGCCAGAAACAUCGUAUCCACCCUCAACUUCCAACUGCCCGAGGAAGAGGAGGAGGAUGAGGAGAAGACAAGGAAGAGGAAAGCUGAGGAGGAGCCACUUUAUAGUUCAGAGGAGCUUCUGGGGCUUGCUCCUGAAUGUUAUAACUCCAGCCUGGAUGUUAAAAUGGUAGUCGGUCGGCUCACAGACGGGAGCCGCUUCCAGGAGUUUAAAGCUCGCUAUGGAACCACACUCGUCACUGGCUUUGCAAAGAUUCAUGGCAACUUAGUGGGAAUAGUAGCCAACAAUGGAGAGCUGUCAUACCAAGCGGCACUGAAAGGAAGUCAUUUUGUCCAGUUGUGUGACCAGAGAGACGUCCCCCUCCUCUUCUUCCAGAACACAGCACCCACAGCAGGUCUAACCCUCUCCACAACUCAGGCAGAGAUGAACAGUAACCGUCUGAAGGCUCAGGGUUCGAUGAUGUCAGCAGUAGCGUGUGCCUCCGUCCCCAAAAUCACCGUGGUGAUUGGUGGUUGCCAUGGUGCUGACAGCUACGCCAUGUGCGGGUCGGCUUUUGACCCUAAUUUCCUGUUCCUGUGGCCCAACGCCAGAGUGUCGAUGAUUGCUCCGGGUCACGCCGGCUCUCUGCUUCCCCUGGACAGCGAGUCAGAGGAAGAGAAGAAAAAGGAGGAGGACGAGUUAAAUAGGAGACUGAUGGAGGAGAGCUCAGCUUUCUUCUCCUCUGGCAGACUCUGGGACGAUGGAGUCAUUCUGCCUCAGGACACCAGGAAGGUUCUCGGAGACUGCCUGGACAUCAUCAAACAGCAGCAGUAUCAGCUCUCCACAGAGAAACGGCAGUCAGCACUUCUGCGUAUAUAGAGGCUGCGAUCUUUCUUCUCCUCACUACCACAAGCAUCCAUCCGGUUGCUAGAGCCCAUUGAUCACUUUUACCAAAAUGUGCCAAGAGGAUUCACGCCGAGCUCUGGCCCGUAUUCAGUAUGACUGUAAUUGUAAAUGAAGAUGCAUCAUCCUAAAAGUGAAAAUUGAGGAAUUAGCAGCUCUUGAAGAAAAUCUGCAUACUUUACUGCAAAUCAUCUAAACUCCUACGUAAAAAUUGACUGAUGGAUUAAACUUCCUAAAAGGUUUUAGAGUUCUGAAAUAUUGAAUUUGGACCCACGCUGAUGCAUCUACUCCCCUGAAUUGGGGGCAAGUCAUAAGAAAUGUAAAAUGAUCGUGGCUGCUCUGUAUACACACACGUGAUAAUUUCAUGUUUAAGUUUUUGGCAUAGUAAUUCUCACAGUUGUGUUGGAUUAUUGAAUCCAACACUUGAAUCUAACACUCUGGUUAGAGUCCUGGUUAAUCCUGCAGAAGGUCCUCCUCUUCAGGGUUUUGGUCAUUGUCACUUUCUCAUCAUGUCUCAGUUACAUAAAGAUACGCUUCACCUUCACCAGCACAAAGUCGUCCAAUGCUACACCACGUGUGAAAGACUCCCAUUACUGUUAGAAGUACUGUUAAUGAGUCUGUUGUGGUCAGUGGUCUGUUUGAGCCUCAACCCAGUUCAGUACAGAUCUCACUUGAGAUGUUUUGUUUUUGUUUUAUGUGACAAAUGUUUUAAUUUGCUAUCUAAAAGCCCCUCAUAGGAGCUUUAACAUAAAGCACAGAUUUAUUUUUCCCUCGUAACAAUUUAUUUUACAGUAAUUGUCGUCAAAGAUUACUAGAUUGUAAUAAAUUGUGUUCUGUAAUUACGAAUGUAAAUAAAUCAUUGUAAUGUAGUUGUAUUUUAUUGAUAUACAACAAUAUUUUAAAAGUUUUAAAUAUAAUAUUAAAUUGCAAAACUAG
Messenger RNA from Cottoperca gobio, 2940 nucleotides. RefSeq names its product methylcrotonoyl-CoA carboxylase beta chain, mitochondrial. The record is from RefSeq and is a predicted model, not a curated record. Lineage: Eukaryota; Metazoa; Chordata; Actinopteri; Perciformes; Bovichtidae. Gene Ontology annotation, molecular function: methylcrotonoyl-CoA carboxylase activity. Gene Ontology annotation, biological process: L-leucine catabolic process. Gene Ontology annotation, cellular component: methylcrotonoyl-CoA carboxylase complex; mitochondrion.